UAAAAGCGCUGCACAGCUGCUUAAAAAGCAGCCGGUCCUGGAUGUUUACAGCAUCUUUGUGCUAUUCGCACAGCGAGAAGCUGCGCAGGUGUUUUAAUGUCGCCAAUAAUUUGAAUAACUUUUCCUUGUUUGCGUUUCUUUGCCAUGUUUCCGAAUGGACCGAGUGUUUUAAAGAAAAUGUGAAAAUAUUACGAGAAUUACUACGCAGUCCAGGCUGGGAUUAACAUUUUUGUAUUCAAACUAACCAUUCAAGGAAAUGCCUCCCAACAAACGACUACAGAAAAAAAAGCUGGAAUUAGAAUGUGAGUGGGGUACGUGUCAGGAGUCGUUCAGUAAAAUGGAAAUAUUUUACGAGCAUGUGGAGGUUCACUUGGACGCUGUGAACAUGGCGGAGGAGGAUGAAGUCGAAACACAGGCAGAGAGAAACUGUCUUUGGAGAGACUGCGGCUUCUACUCUGUGGAGUGCCCUGAAGAGUUCCGGCGACAUCUCUUCUUUCACUGUUACCAUACCAAGUUGAAACAGUUGGGUCAGCAGGUGCUUAGUGGUCAGCCAGAAAUUGGCACGUGCUCCAUCGGCUCCCAGAACCGCAACAUUGUCCCUGAAAUCCCAGACAAUUUUACCUGCCUAUGGGAGGACUGUGAGCAACCACCUUAUGAGAAUCCAGAGUGGUUCUACAGACAUGUCGAGCUUCACACCUUGUCUAUAGACAUACCAGCGGGAGACUGCGAUUUCCCUGUACGCUGCGGAUGGAAGGAUUGCGAUGCCACCGCUAAAGGACGUUCUAAGUUGCGGGACCAUCUACGAAGACACACCCAGGAGAAGGUGGUGGCGUGUCUGGGUUGCGGAGGGAUGUACGCCAACAACACAAAGUUCUUUGACCACAUCAUUCGACAGAGUGGGAUGGAAGGCCAAAGGUUCCAGUGCUCCCACUGUUCAAAACGCUUUGCAACCGAGAGAUUGCUCAGAGAUCAUAUGAGAACCCACGUGAGCCACUACAAGUGCCCGUUGUGUGACAUGACAUGUCCGUCGCCUUCAGCGAUGCGCAACCAUAUCAAGUUCCGCCACAGCAACGAGAGGCCGUACGUCUGUGAAUUGUGUGAAUACAGUUGCAAGAAUCUGGUGGACCUGCGUAAACACCUGGACAGCCACAGGAUCGAGCCGAGUUACCGUUGUGAUGUUUCUGGCUGCACUUUCGCCUCUCGCACUCUUGUUACCUUGAAGAAUCACCACAAAAAACAGCACGAGGGGAAUUUUAUAGCUCGCUACAAAUGCCACGUGUGCGAUCAGUGCUUCACCAGGGGCAAUAACCUCACGGUCCACCUGCACAAGAAACACCAGUUCAAAUGGCCGUCCGGACACCCGCGGUUCAGGUACAAGGAGCACGAAGACGGCUUCUUCCGGCUGCAGCUGAUCCGCUACGAGAGCGUGGAGCUGACCGAGCAGCUGAUGCGAGAGAGGCAACGCGGGCACGCCGAGGAGGCCGACGACGAGUCCCCCGGGGCCGUUCCUUCAGAGACGCAGGUUGAGCUGAGAGGGCUGCUACUGGAGGAGCAGAAGGCGGAAGCGCCGGCCGUCAGCUGUGAGGAGGGCGGUCAGGAGGAGGGCAUCUUGUUCUCCAUUCUCACUGGAGGUUUGACACAGGCCGCGGACAACACCGUCAUACUGCAGUUUCAAGCUGCUCCUCAAGAAGAAGACGCGCAGACAGUUUGAACUCCACUCAAGUGAUCCGUAUGUGAAUCCAAGUGAGCUGGCCAAUGUUUUUGCUUUUGAUUUGUGAGUGCAAAUUUGCCAUUCAGGACAACCGCCACAAGGUGGCAGCAAACACAUUUUGGCAGAAGGUGACUAAUUGCUGGAAUGCCUCCUCUUGCUUGAUGCUAGCAAUUUAUUAAAAACUCCAUAGACGGGUUAAUGAUUAGCAACUAUGGUGGCGGUUUUAUAACUCUAAGCAAUUGAUAUUCAAACACAAACGUUGUUCAUCACAAUACAUAUUCUUACUAAUAUUGCACCUCGCCGAGUGCAGUGGUGACGUCAUCGCGCUCACGGAGCAAUUAAAUGUGUAUCCCAAGGCACCAAGUUUUGUUUCUAGCUCAGCCGAAACCCGGUUUCAGUGAGUGGUAAAAUUUGAGCAUAUAGUUGAAUUAUUUUAUCGUCAAAUUAACACGCCUGUAUUAGACGUGACAACCCCCUCGCCCCUCUCCAAAUGCCUAUCUUGCUUGCUGACAUUGUGGACAACCAUAUUGUCUGUAAUUUUGUAUGAUUACACCUUGAAUUCAUCCAACGCGUCUUACCUCCUACAACGUAGCCUCACAGAGUUGUGUGAUCAUUUUCCCAAACAUGAAGGUGGCAUUGAUAACUGAUCAAAAGGAAUGUGAUAUGUGAUGACGACCCCAUUGUCAUGAGCACGUACUGUAUCCAGAACCUAAAUUAAAAUGCCGUUUCCACUGUUGUGCUGUGAAA
Messenger RNA from Hippocampus zosterae (dwarf seahorse), 2458 nucleotides. It is a transcript of the gene hinfp, whose product is annotated as histone H4 transcription factor. Gene Ontology annotation, biological process: anatomical structure development; regulation of transcription by RNA polymerase II. The transcript has 9 exons. Bases 257 to 1711 code for a protein of 484 amino acids. The record is from RefSeq and is a predicted model, not a curated record. NCBI's taxonomy places the organism in Eukaryota, Metazoa, Chordata, Actinopteri, Syngnathiformes, Syngnathidae. Gene Ontology annotation, molecular function: DNA-binding transcription factor activity, RNA polymerase II-specific; RNA polymerase II cis-regulatory region sequence-specific DNA binding.